Molecule: messenger RNA, 1169 nt
Organism: Mastomys coucha (southern multimammate mouse)
Lineage: Eukaryota; Metazoa; Chordata; Mammalia; Rodentia; Muridae
Gene: Kplce
Product: chromosome unknown C1orf68 homolog
Exons: 2
Coding region: 164-997 (277 amino acids)
Source: RefSeq, a predicted model, not a curated record
UAUCAGCUCUUGUUCUCAUGAUCCCAGGUGCUUCAUUUAAAUGGCAUCAAAUUGCUUCACUGCCACCCUAUAAAAAGUCUCGGCAAAUGCCAGCUCUUCAGAGUCUUGGCUUCUUCCAGUGUUGCUCCUGCCAGGAAAGAAGAUUUUGAAAAACUAUAGCAAGAUGUGUGACCAGCAGAAGCAGCCACAGUUCCUUCCAUCUUGUGUGAAGGGUUCCGGACUGGGAGUGGGCCAAGGUAGUGAUGGCGCCUCUGGGAAAGGCCAGGUUUCAGGCCAAAUCCAAGCUGUUGGUGCUCCAGGGCCUGCUCCCUGCCAGCCUCAAACCAUUGUGAGAUACUCAGCUCCAGUUCCUGCUCAAACUUAUGUGAAAUACCAAGUUCCGUGCCAGACCAAAACCUACGUGAAAUGCCCAGCUCCCUGCCAGACAUACGUGAAAUGUCCAGCCCCAUGCCAGACUACUUAUGUGAAGUGCCCAGCCCCAUGCCAGACGACCUAUGUGAAAUGUCCGGCCCCAUGCCAGACGACCUAUGUGAAAUGUCCGGCCCCAUGCCAGACAACUAAUGUGAAGUGCCCAGCUCCAUGUCAGACGACCUCUGUCAAAUGUCCUGCUCCCUGCCAGGCUCAGACGUAUUACGUCCAGUAUCAGGUUCCUUACCAGACCUACUAUACUCAGGCUUCUUCAAGUGGCUCAGGAUCUCAGGGCUGUGCUCCUGACCCGUGCUCUGCUCCCUGUUCCACCAGCUACUGCUGCUUGGCUCCCCGGACCUUUGGGGUGAGCCCUCUGAGACGUUGGGUCCAGAGGCCCCAAGGAUGGAACACAGGAUCUUCUAGCUGCUGUGAGGACUCUGGGUGCUGCAGCUCUGGAGGCUGCGGAGGCUGUGGGGGCUGUGGGGGCUGUGGCUGCAGUUGUGGCUCUGGGUGUUGCUGUUUGGGAAUUAUUCCCAUGAGAUCCAGUGGUCCUGCAUGCUGUCACCAUGAGGAUGAUUGCUGCUGUUAACACAAAAGAACUGUUCUGCUUCCAAAAUGUCCCUCCUUCUAUGUCUUCUGGACUUUACCCAAACCCAACAACUGCUUCCCUAGUUCUUAACUUUGCUCCUCUAUCAAGGCAUCCUGCCAGAGUUAGCACAACCCCCAAACUGUGGCAAGAAUAAAGCUCUGAAUGCAAGGCA